CCUCCUCAGGCUGACUCGUCAUUCAUCCAAAGUCACGGCAACGAGCUGGAAGCAAAAGUUUUGUUCCGUUCCGAUUACUCCUCCGGUGCUUCCUCGAGUGCGUGUGUGUUUGUGUGUGUGCCUCCGUCAAGGUGGUUCGUUCACAACAAGAACAGUUAUUUACACCAGUCUCGCAAUUUGGGGAAACAACGCACUUUGAGCUUUGACUCGUGAAAUCAAAAUGGGCAACAAAUCUUCGCUGCUGCUCCGGGAGGAGGAAAUUACGCAAAUUCACGAGGAAACGGGAUUCACCCCGAACCAGAUCGAGCGCCUGUACUCGCGCUUCACCUCGCUGGACCGCAGCGAUUGCGGAACCCUGUCCCGGGAGGACUUUCUGCGCAUCCCGGAGCUGGCCAUCAACCCGCUGUGCGAGCGCAUCGUGCACUCCUUCUUCGCGGACAGCAGCGACGAUCGGGUCAACUUCCGCCAGUUUACCCAAGUGCUGGCCCACUUCCGGCCGAUCAAACCGAGCAAGGAGAACAAACUCAACAGCCGGGAGGAGAAGCUGCGGUUCGCGUUCAAGAUGUACGACCUGGACGACGACGAGACCAUCUCGCGGGAGGAGCUGCUGAGCAUUCUGCACAUGAUGGUGGGGGCGAACAUUAGCCAGGACCAGCUGAACAGCAUCGCGGAGCGGACGAUCGUGGAGGCGGACUCGAUGGGCCAGGGCAAGAUUACGUUCGAUGAUUUUUGCCGCGCGCUGGAGCGCACCGACGUCGAGCAGAAGAUGAGCAUUCGUUUCCUCAACUGAAGCCGGCGCUCGUCGUGGUGUGACUGGUUCGCCCAUUUGGGGAGGGGCGAGGGAGGGGGAGGAGGGGGCGGACCAGCCUAGGAAGUCGACACACACACAUUGGGUAUGGUCGGUGCAUUUUUUCUGAAUUUUGGGUUGGAUUGGUUCUUUUUGGGGUGAGAAGAUUGUUUGCCGGAUGUUGGAUGCUUGAAAAAA
Messenger RNA from Culex quinquefasciatus (southern house mosquito), 985 nucleotides. It is a transcript of the gene elm, whose product is annotated as calcineurin B homologous protein 1. Gene Ontology annotation, molecular function: calcium ion binding. The record is from RefSeq and is a predicted model, not a curated record. Lineage: Eukaryota; Metazoa; Arthropoda; Insecta; Diptera; Culicidae. The transcript is spliced from 2 exons. Bases 221 to 790 code for a protein of 189 amino acids.